This is a messenger RNA of Daktulosphaira vitifoliae (grape phylloxera), 972 nucleotides long. RefSeq names its product troponin C, isotype gamma-like. Gene Ontology annotation, molecular function: calcium ion binding; myosin heavy chain binding. The coding region runs from base 204 to 794 and encodes 196 amino acids. Lineage: Eukaryota; Metazoa; Arthropoda; Insecta; Hemiptera; Phylloxeridae. Gene Ontology annotation, cellular component: myosin II complex; cytoplasm. The transcript has 7 exons. The record is from RefSeq and is a predicted model, not a curated record.
AGGAAGAGUGCAACAAGUAAAGUAUUAUGAUAUAAAAAACAUAACCUCCACUGUAUAUUAAGAAAUAGUUAUAAAUUACGAAAAAAGAGGUCAAAAGUUGGCAUCGACUCGUCAUUUUUUGUAUAUCGAAAGACAAAUCGAAAACCGAAUUUUUUAGUUUCAAAACAAUUUUUAUUAAACAUUUUUCACUGCAUAAAAGCAAAAUGUUUUUCCAAAUCAUAAUUCAAUUAUUUCUGGUUACAUUUUUGAAAACGUCAUUGGCUGCACCGAGUUAUACACAUGAGAUAACAGAAGAAAUACCUACUAAUGAGAUUACAGAAGAAUCACCUAUUAGUGAGUUAAGUGAAUUUGAAAAACAUUUCAAAUCUAUUACGCCAGACUUUAAAGACACAAAAAUAAAUUCUAAAAUUUUAAAAAAGCUUUUAAUGAAAUUUGGUUAUAAAGUAACUGAACAAAAUAGUAAAGAAUAUUUAUUAGAAUUAGAUCCAAAAGGUGAAGGAACGUGUAGCUUAAAUAAAUUCUUGGAGCUUCCAUCUAAUAAUACUGAAAAAGAAUUAAAAAAAGAAUUAAAAACAACAUUCAAAAUAAUUGACAAGAAUAAAGACGGUUUUAUUACUGAAAAUGAUUUAAUCGAACUUUACAAUAAAUUUAAUAUUAAUUAUGACGAUAAUUUUGUAACAGCUUCUAUUAAAAAAUACAGUGGAAAUAAUUCAAAUAAAAUCAGAUUUGAAGAUUUUUUCAAAAUUAUGACACAAAACUAUGACUUUUCAGCUAAUUCAAAAAAGAAAUUGUGAGAUUUUUCCAAAAGUAAAUAAAUUUCUACUCUAUUGUUUGUUCUGUUUACAUUUUUAUGAUUUAUAAAUUUAAUAAAGGAAUAAAUACUUGUUAUACUAAAUAAAUCUAAUGUGAAAUUGUUAUUAAUUAAUUUAAAAGUGUAAUUUUUAUGGAAAAAUUAUAAAAAGUUAUAAAUUA